Messenger RNA from Suillus bovinus, 1711 nucleotides. RefSeq names its product 3-hydroxyisobutyryl-coenzyme A hydrolase. Gene Ontology annotation, cellular component: mitochondrion. Bases 101 to 1567 code for a protein of 488 amino acids. Lineage: Eukaryota; Fungi; Basidiomycota; Agaricomycetes; Boletales; Suillaceae. The transcript has 8 exons. The record is from RefSeq and is a predicted model, not a curated record. Gene Ontology annotation, biological process: L-valine catabolic process. Gene Ontology annotation, molecular function: 3-hydroxyisobutyryl-CoA hydrolase activity.
CUUGGGUCCUGCCAACUACACGGUACUCCGAAAAUCCCAAAAAAGUUGUGGGUCGCAGGCUCUCCAACGGUCUCCUUUAGUUAUACACCUGGUUCUGAGUAUGCUGGCUACUGCUCUCACAAGAAUGUCGCGUAACGGUAUAUCAGCAGCUCUUGCUAGGACAAGUGCAGUGGCUGCUCACAUGUCCACCAGCACUCAGGCAACACCACUAGAGCAAUCUGUGCUCUUUGAGUCGAAUGGCGCAACACGCACUUAUGUCUUGAACCGAGCAAGCAAACUGAACGCUCUCAAUGGUGAUAUGCUCAAGUUAAUGAGACCUCAGCUAGAGCAAUGGUCAAAAUCCGACCUGUGCAAGAUUGUCGUUGGGACGGGUCUCGGCCGUGCAUUUUGUGCAGGCGGUGAUAUUGCAACUGUACUACAGCAUUCACUGCAUGAUGCUACUCGUUCAAAGGCUAUAGAAUUCUUCAAAGACGAAUUUGAAAUGAACUAUAUCUUGUCUGCGUUACCGAAGCCAUACGUAACCAUCUUGGACGGCAUCACAAUGGGCGGGGGGGUCGGACUUGCCAUUAGUGCUCCUUUUCGAGUUGCAACGGAGAAGACAGUAUUUGCUAUGCCAGAAACCAAGAUAGGUUACUGCCCUGACGUCGGAGCAAGCUUCUUUUUGUCCAGGAUCGACGGUGAAAUUGGCACAUAUCUCGCCCUUACGUCAGAAGCUCUUGUUGGCAGGGAAGUUUUUGAACUAGGCCUUGCUACCCACUUCGUGUCGUCAAGAACAGUACCCAACUUAUUGACUCGUUUAUCUGAUUUGGAGGAUCCUACUUCCGCUAUGAUCGAUGAGACCAUCGAGGACCAUUACGCAAAACGCCUCCCAGACGAACCGGUUGGAAAACUGACCGGUCGUACGCGCCAAGCUCUUGAUAUGGCAUUCCGACAUGAUACAGUUGAGGAGAUUGUGGAAGAUCUCACUAAGUUAGCCUUGACUUCCGAUGACUCGAUUGCCAAAUGGGCCUCGGGAACACUGGAGACCUUACAUUUGCGGAGUCCGACUAGUCUCAAAGUGGCACUAGAAGCGAUCCGACGCGGGAAGAAGAUGACGCUCCUCCAGGCCCUUCAAAUGGAGAUGGGUAUUGCCACUGCUUACUGUAGCGGCGCGAGUACAGAUUUCACUACAGGAAUAACGGCGGUCCUGGUUGAAAAAACUAAAGCUCGCCCUGCUUGGUCUCCUGAUCAGCUCGAUAAAGUCUCGGACGCAAUAGUGGGGCGAUUUUUCGAGACAGAAUCAAGUUAUCUCUGCGACGUACCUACUUUGACAGCGCCGGACUUCCUUUCGAAUGGCAAGCAAAAUCCGAUGAAAUUCGCUUUGCCAAGUGAAGCCAGCAUCUUGGAAAUUGUCAAGUCCAAGGCCGGCAAAGGUCCUAUCUCCCUCUCUGACCUACUAGCCCAUUUUGAUGACCUUUACUCGGGUAAGCAAGGUGUUGGAGAGAAGGUGGUGGAAGUAGUGAAACGCAGUUGUGAUGUCAUUGGUAAUCAAGGUUCGGAGGUGGUUAAUUGCAAAGAGCGAUUGUAGUCUGUCUGCUCCCGGCACAUCCUCGAUAUCAUAAUUUGCUUAUCAUGCUGUAUGUUUCGCACGCGCGCAGCCGUCACCACGUCGUCCACAACCCGGCGGACCGGAACUGCAGCUAACUCUUGAGGGGGGCGAUGAUUGUUUGAA